UCGUUUUUUCGAAUUCACACACAAAAGCCACGUGUGUGUGUUCUAUUGUAUGUUCGGCAUUGACUGUAUUGAAAUUGAAAUCGAAGUAACAAAUUGUUUCAAACAUGAAUCAAUUUAAUAUCGAAGAUUUUGAUGUUGAAACAGAAAUUGAUAGUGAUAAUGAAAAUGUGGUCAAAGAUAAAAAUGAUGGUCAUGAUUCAAUGGUAAAAGAAGUAUCGAAAAAAAUUGGUGGUAAAAAACGUGGUGAUGAUCGACAACCUCAAUGGAAAUCCGAUCGUGCCGAAGUACGAACAGAUAUUGAUGAACAUGGUAUUAGCAAGAAUAAAAAAUCUAAACUUGAUGUUGAAGAAUUAUUGGAUGUCGAUGAUGAACAAGCGAAGAUUUUGCGAAAGAAAUUGCGUCAAAGUUUACGAAAGAAAAAAGCUUUGUAUGAUUCAUUAUCUAAUCCGAUUACUGAACGUAUUCAUCGUGAAAUAAAUUACAAAGAUCUUAAGGAAUCGGUAAAAAAAUAUGAUGAACCAGUUAAACAAUUGCGAAAUGCUGAUCAAGUAGUUUUUCCGGCUGAAGAUCGUCAACUGGCUGUUGAUACAUCAGCACAGAAAAAAUUUUUGCAACCUGGAACAUCAACAGAUUCUGAAACUGUUGGCAAAUUGAUUAGCCGUAUUGAGAAAGAAAUUGCUGAAAAUCUUGCCGAUUCUGGUGAUGUAAAUGAUGGCUCACAUGAAACAUAUCAUUCGUUUUUGAACCAAAACGAACUUGAAUUAUUGCGAACAUUGGAUAUGGAAGAGGCCCGUAAGUUGCACAAAGAAAUGCAACGAUUGCGUGUUCUGAUUAGUUAUCAAGAGGCUCGUUAUCGACGAUUGCGUAAGAUUAAAUCAAAAAAUUAUCAUCGUUUGAAGAAAAAAGAUCGAUUGAAAAAAGCAGAAGAAGAAUUUUAUGAUCUUGUUGCCAAGGAUGCGGAAAAAGCUUACGAGAAAAUGGAAGAAAUGGAUCGAUUGCGUGCACACGAACGUGCUACUUUGAAACAUUCGAAUACAGGUAAAUGGGCAAAACGUCAGCUUCUUCGUUCGAAAUUCAAACAAACACGAGAUAAUCUUGAUGAACAGCUUAAAACUCAUAAUUUAUUAAUGCUUAAACAAUCCAACUCGUUGAGCCCUAUGGAGUUAUGGAAACAAAAUGAUGAACAAAGUUUCAGUGAACGUUAUUCGACACUAUUGGAGCUUCCAUUACAUAAAAAUAAGCAGCUAAAUAGUUAUAAUCCAUGGUCAUCGAAAUUGAUUCAAGAAUCUUCGAAUGCAACUUUUACUAUUACCGAACAACAGUUUUCUUCGGUUAAAGAUAAAGAUAAAGAUGAAGGUACAGUUAAAGAUGACCGUAUUGGUAAAGUGGAACGUUGGAUUGCAACAUUGUCAACAAAAGAUUCGGCUAGAAAAAUUAAUCUUGAAAAAUCUUUUACUGAUAAAAAUAUUGAAGUAAUCAAUUUGGAUGAUGAUGAUAAUGAUGAUGAAUUCAAUGAUAAUAUUGAUCUGGCUAAACAAUCGAAACAAUUGCAACAAGUAUUUGGUGAUGAUAAUGUUGUUGAAGAUUUUUUGAAAAUAGAACAACAAUCAUCUUUAAAGAAAAAAUCUUCAGAUAAAUAUCCGAAAUGGCCAACAAUGAAAUGGACAGGUCAUGGCAUUAAUGUAAAAAUGAAUUCUAAAAAGCCUAAAACAUCCAAACCAAUGAUCGAUAAAGCAAUUUUUAUUGAUCCGAAAAAACAAUCAAAAACAGCAGCAGCAGUCCAACAAAAACUUAUGAUAGAUAAAGCUUGUCAAGCAAUAUUUAUUGAUCCGGAUAAACAAUUACAAACAGCUGCCAAAUAUCAAGGUCAUUUGACAGUCAAACAAAGUGGACAAUUGAUUCGUCCACAUGGAUCGAUUUGGAAUCCACAAACACUUGCUCGAACAUUUUCUGAACCAACUGUUAUUACACGACCGGGACAGGUUAUUGAACCAAUGCAAUCACUUCGUGCUAAUAGUGAUCAGCCUGUUAAUCUUUCGAUUCAAAAACCUUCAUCUAAAAUUCAAAAACAACAGAAAAAACGACGACCAUUAUCGAAAAUGUGAAAACGAAAAAUGGUGAAGACAGAGAAAAAUCUUUUUUUAUAAAAAUGAUUGAUU
Messenger RNA from Dermatophagoides pteronyssinus (European house dust mite), 2159 nucleotides. RefSeq lists its product as uncharacterized. The record is from RefSeq and is a predicted model, not a curated record. Gene Ontology annotation, cellular component: nucleolus; small-subunit processome. Gene Ontology annotation, biological process: rRNA processing. NCBI's taxonomy places the organism in Eukaryota, Metazoa, Arthropoda, Arachnida, Sarcoptiformes, Pyroglyphidae.